Messenger RNA from Trichomonas vaginalis G3, 966 nucleotides. RefSeq names its product protein serine/threonine kinase protein. The transcript has a single exon. Gene Ontology annotation, biological process: protein phosphorylation. The coding region runs from base 1 to 966 and encodes 321 amino acids. Gene Ontology annotation, molecular function: protein kinase activity; ATP binding. The record is from RefSeq and is a predicted model, not a curated record. Lineage: Eukaryota; Parabasalia; Trichomonadida; Trichomonadidae.
AUGAAAGUUUCAUCAGAUAUCGAUACAUUUGAAAUAGGGCGAAUUGUAGCAACUGGCGAUCAAUAUACAGUAUUUGAAGCUAUUGGAGAAUUUACCACAAAACCUGCUUUUAUAAAAAAGAUGUCUAGAGAAUAUGGUUUUAAAAUUAAUCCGAUGGAACGAACAAAAUCAAUCAAAUGCGAAAACAUAGUUCAAUGUAUUGACACUGCACAAGAUGAUAAUGCCUUUUACGCUAUAUAUAAUAUACCUGUCGGAAUAAAUCUCGCAGAAAUGCUAAAAAGCCAAGGCAAGCUGACUGAACAACAAACAUCCGGCAUUAUUAAACAGGUAUUAACCGCUGCAUGUUACUGUCAUUCACAAGGGUAUGGCUUAUUAAAUUUAUGUUUAUCAAAUGUUUAUAUGGACAAAAACGACUUCAUCGAAAUUCUCGACUUUUCCUUUAAUUGUCAAUAUAAUAAGGAUGAGUUCAUUAAUGAAUAUCCACAUUCUUUAUAUACUGCUCCACCAGAAUUCUUUUCACGCCAAAAGUUUUUAGUUCAAUUAGCAGAUUCGUGGUCGAUAGGUAUCCUAACUUACAAUUUGAUUAGUGGCCAUUAUCCAUGGCCAAACAUUCGACAAGUAGAAGAAGUACCAGGCUCAGUUAUUAAACCACCUCCAAUUCUUCUACAUAAUUCAACACCAUGCACGAAUUUUAUCCAAAAAAUGAUGAUGGUUGAUGAUGCCUGUCGUUUUUCAAUAACUCAGGCACUCAACCAUGUCUGGAUAACUCAUGGACGUUGUUCUAUUCCUCGCUUGAAUGUUAAAAGCGACCAGAAUCUUAAUGAAAGAAUUGCUGCUUCAAGAAUCGCCAAAAUCGAUUUUGGUAAAUCUUCGGUUUGCAAGAGAUCUACUUCUCUUACCAACCAGAAACUCCUCAAGGUAAGGCCUACUAAUUCAUUUAGCAAAACGGACCUUGUACUUUUAUAA